GCCCAUGUGCUAUUUUCUCUCAUGCCUACUCUGGGGUUCCAAUCAGCACACUCAUUCCUCCUGGCGGAUUAAUACACCAGUGUGAUGAUGUGACUACACUGGCAAAGCUGCCUCUUGUGUUUUGAACAUCUGCUUCUUCUUGGCCAAUAACAUGACAUCAGCACAGCUCUGUCCGGGGCUGUCACUUUAGUUCAACAGCUAAGUGAGUCAGCGGACAAUGAGGCGGAAGAGGUCACACUCAGUGGAACGCACGCCGCCGCCUCACACACCCAGCUAUCUCCUUCAGCAGCUGCUGCUGAAUUCACGUACGACCGCUCCGUUGCUGCGUUGAUUGGUGGAUGUGCUGUAAGCCCCGCCCCUUCAUCAGGGCGCGAAUUCCGAGGCGGCUGUUGCUGGGGCCGGAUAUUGGCGGGAGGUGUCACCAAGAGGCGAAAUGGCUGCUGCGGGCUCUGAGCUGCAGGAUUGUUUGGUGUCUCAAGACCAGACUCUUGAUAAUAAAGUCUUGGGAAGUGAUUCAGAUAGUGGUCAAGGGAGCUGUGAAAUGGGUUCAAGAGACCAGCGGGAUGGAAUGGAUUUAUUGGAAAAUGGAGAUUCUGAUGAUGAAAUCUUGGUAAUUAAGAAAUCUAAGCCUAAGAGAGUUUUUGAAGAAAGUGACAGCGAUUGUGAGGGAGAUAUAUGUGCUGUUACUGUUGACACUGAGCGGAGUCCAAAAAGUGAUGGAGAUGACUACGGGAAAAGAACAGAAAGAGGGAAGCCUCGCAGAAUACGUCUAGCUCUGCUUGAUAGUGAUGACAGUGAUAAAGAGCUUGAUGGAGGCCUUGUGUUAAAUUCUCAUGGAUUAAACGUAGAUGGAUCUACUUCUGAUAAGGUCAGCCCACAGAAAAACACCAAGCAAAAAAGUAGUGAGUCUUCAAGAAAAUUGGUCAGCCAGGAAGAAAUGGACCUGGGCAAAUCAAAACGGAGAUCAGAGAAAAAGAAACUCAGAUCAACUGGAAAGCAUAAAAAUGACACAAAGCAGAAGUCGCCAAUGGAAGAAUUCCCUCCUUUAAAUGACAGUGGCUGCUUACUAGCAGAUGGGGAUCUAUUUGAUAAAGAUUCAGGGAGUGAUGCUGAAGAGGAGUCCUUAGAUAUUAUUCGUGCCAGUGUGAAAGACAAAUUUAAGAGUAAUCCCUUAUGUGAUGAGGAUAUCCCACAAUGUGAAGACGACACUGAAGGGAGUGUAAAAAAGUCUGAAAAAAAGGAGAGAAAAGCAGCACGAAUGGGUAAAGAAGCCAUAAAGCAGUUGCACAGUGAAACACAAAGACUGCUGCGAGAGUCCGCUGUAUCUCUACCAUAUCACUUACCUGAACCCAAAACUAUUCAUGACUUUUUCAAGCGACGGUCAAGACCAGUUUGUCAAGGAAAUGCAAUGCAACUUAUCAAAUCCUCCAAGUAUCAUGAAUUCAGUAUAGAAGACCAUAUUGAGACUGCAACAAAAUCCUCAGAGCAUACUGCUUGUGACACUGUUUCAACACCAGAAUGUAAGACCAAUUCAGACAUUUGUCUCAAGAACACCGAGGUUACACAGUCUGCUGCACUGGAUGAACCUGUGGCAGAGAUGACUGCUUAUGGAGAUUGUCAGCCUGCUAAUUUAGAACUCAAAGUAAACAGCACUUGUAAUCCAGAAUAUACUCCUAAACCUUCCUAUGAAGUGUGCUCAAGUCGGACUGUUUCCCUUCAUGAAAGUGAAAAAACCAUUAACAAAGUGAAUGAUGAAAUACCAUGGGAUAUCCCUGAACCAGAGCUCAAGGGUACAACCUAUGAGCAUAGUCUGCCCAAUGGGAAGAGCUGUACAAAUUCUACUGUAACACAAGCGAAACCCAAGUUACCAAAAAUAGAAAAGCUGCGGGCACUAGGUGUUGACCUAUCUAUAAAACCUCGCCUCUGUGCAGAUGAAGGUUCUUUUGUCAACUUGGAGGAGCCAAAACCGAAUAAAGAGCUUGAAGCUUUCAAGGAGCGAUUUCUGAAACACGGUUUGCAUAAAGUGAAGGCUGUGACUGAGCGAAAAGUUAACCUCAGUAUUAUUCGUAAAGAAAUCACUGCUGAUGGUAAAGAAGAACUAAAAGCAGAUGUUGUACCAGUCACUGUUGAUGUAGAAAACCUUGAAGAGAAAGUUCAUGGAAAACCAGGCGAGAAACUUCAUGUGCUGAAAGCAAAACUGCAGGAAGCAAUGAAGCAGCGACGCACUGAAGAGCGUCAAAAGCGACAGGCCUUGUAUGAUCUGGACAAUGAGGAUGGUUAUGAAGAUGAGGAGGAGGAGGAAAAUAUGACUGAGUCUGAAGAGGAGGAUGAUGCAAAGCAUUUGGUGUGUGACUUAGUUGAAGAUGGAAUUAAGGAUAUUUCUGAAGAUAAAGAGUUAAAGGAAAGAGGCAUAAACAAAGUAACUGUUUCUGUGCCAAGACCAAUGGCUACGGAGUCCACUUUGAUGUUGUUCAAAGACAGUUCUACAAAGAUGGGUGACUCCAUUCCGGAUAAGAUUGAGCAUGACGGAUGCAAGGGGGGCGACAAGCUAGAGGAAGAUGACUUUCUUUUACCCCUGACAAAGGACAACAGUCACAACAGCAGCUUUGAGCUUAUUGGCUCUAUGAUUCCUUCUUACCAGCCUUUAAGCAAGAUUGGGCGAGGCUCGCUCCAUCCCGGUGUGGGUGGAUUCCGCUCCCCAUCCCCAGUUCUAUUCAAAGCCAACUUUCUCAGCUCUGCAUCGAAGAGUUCUGGCAAGAUGUCUGAACCAUCUCUUCCUGUGGAAGACUCGCAGGAUCUUUACAAUGCUUCACCUGAACCUAAAGCUUCAUAUCUCUGUACUGGUGUGGACUCUCAGUUCCAGUUUUCUUUGGAAGAUGACACGCAGAGCCAGCUACUGGAUGCUGAUGGCUUCCUAAAUGUAGGCCACAACAGAAGCAAGUACAGCUCUGCCAAGCAAAGGCUGGUGCUGGAUACAAUGGAUGAGAAUGCUAUGGAUGCCAAUAUGGGAGAGUUGCUGGAUCUCUGCUCUGGACAAUUCAAAUGCUCUCCUUCAGGCUCCAGCCAGCCUGAUGAUUCCAAGAAAGAAACCAUGGAUGAGUUGCUGGGACUUUGCUCUGGAAAAUUUGUGUCACAAGAUGACUGCUCAACUCAUGAUGACUUGGGAUCUGUCAAUGCUCAUUCAGAAACUGAGAAAGAUGAUUUCAUGUCUGAAGCAGCUGCUGUACAUCCAGAUUCCUUCAGUAUCAAUGGAGAUAAUGAGGAAGAAGAUGAGUUUGGUGAUUUUCAGCUUCUGCCUUGUGAUGAAUCGGGCAGUGAAGAGGAGGAAGGAAUAAGUGAGGCAGAUGGAGAAAAUGAAGACUUUGUGGAGGAGGAUGAUGAAGAUAAAAGAAAAGUGCAGGGGAAGAAAAGAAAGCUGAAACUUCAGGACUUUAUGGAAGAUGAAGCUGAACUUUCAGGUAGUGAUCUUGGGAGUGGUGAUGAGGAGGAAGGCGAUGGCGAUAAUGAAUAUGAGGAAGAAGCCAUAGAUGAAGAGCUUCCUUCAGAGGAAGAGCUGUAUGACCAACUCAACAAAAUCCACAGGAAGGUUACCAUGGAUGAAGACAAGCACCGACUGCGGCUUUACCAAGAGCGUUAUUUAGCUGAUGGAGAUCUCCACAGUGAUGGGCCUGGGAGGGAAAGGAAAUUCAGGUGGAAGAACUUUGAUGAUGCCUCUCAACUGGACAUGUUCCGCAGAGAUUCGGAACUGGAAGAUCAAGAGGGAGAAAAUGAUGAGAUGGAUGAGACGGAAGCCAUAAGGAGGAAGGAACGAUUUGAACGAGAGCAGUGGCUACGUGAGCAGUCUCAAAGUGGUAAUAUUAACAAGGAAGAAGAGGAAGAGAUUGGAGAGGAUAGUCAGUUCAUGAAGCUGGCGAAAAAAGCUACAGAAAAAGCUUUUAAAAAAAGAGCAGCUGUAGAAACGAGUGAGCCGAAAAAGCCUGUCUCCAAAGAUCCAUUUGAAGUGAACAGGCCUUUCAAUCUCUCAAAGAUGAAGACAGGUUCUCUGUUAAACAAGCCAAAGGCUGUACUUCAAAAACUGGCUACAAUGUCCGACCUGAAUCCCAAUGCACCAAGAAACUCGAGGAACUUUGUUUUUCAAACUCUGUCUCCAAAAAAGAAAGACUUAUCUACAGAAAAACCUACAUCAAAGCAGGUUAGAAAGAACAUUGCUGUUGCCACCCCUUCUCCCAAGCGUUUAAAGUUUGAUAAUUCCAUUACUAACAGCAAGAAUCGUAGUAUCUUCCCUUUCUUAGAGAAUUAGCAUACUGCACUUUAUUUGCCGUUCACUGUUUACUCUGAGAAGAUGUAGGAAGCUAGAGUGGCUGUUCUUAUAAGACGAUGGCUAUGUACUUCACGCAUGAAGUCUACAGGCAGCAAUGCUGAAUUUUACUUGAAUGUGUUCAGAUUUUUACAGAAAGAUGUUAUCUUUCCAUAUUCCUUGUAUUGCAUUUCUAUAUAUAUAUAUUUAAAAAUUUUAUGUUGUAGAUGUUUUAUGUCUUGUGAUAUAAUUGUGUCUGUAAAAUAGUCUUUCAUAAUGCGCCAUGUACAUUGCAGUCUGUGUGAUCUGAAAUACGUGGGUCAGGUACGGAAUCUAAAUGAAUUUUGAGUAUAAACAGCACAAUGUCUGCUUUGUUAGUUUCUACUAUUUUAUGUUUCCUGAAUUUCAGUUAAUUUGGUGAUGUUCAUUUUUAGAUAUCUUAAAAUUGAUUUGAUUACCAUUCCUUAUCUUGCAGAUUUUAUUUAUUUAUUUUGCGUGUUCAUCCAAUCUACCACAAAUCAAGCUGACUUGUAUUUCAGUCAUUAUGAACAGUUCCCUGCACCAAUUAAAUGCUGGUAGAUCACUUUUGAUUCUGUUAUGUAGCCAUCUGCAUGAUCAAACCUGCCAUUCUUCUAUAAAUUAGUGAUUGCCGACCUCCUGUACCCAAACUCAUGUGGAGGAGUAUGUCGACCUCCCAAUGCUGGUACUGGGAUCCCAAUACAGGUUUAAUGCUUCUUAGAUCAUUUUACCCUGGUAGGAGUUAUAACUUAAACAUACCAGUGAGUUUCAUUUUUAAAGUUAUACCACCCUCAUUGGUGUAAUGCUAUAAGGACCAAUGAAUCUGUGUUGUGAUCCCUAUGUCUGUAUUGUGAAGGCAACAUACUACUACACAGUGAAUGUCAACCUCAUGUCACAUACACUCUAACUUUAGGUUUGUUUAUCUGAAUUAUUUUAAUAAAAUUUUCUAAAGGGACAUUUACCUUUUAUUUAAUGUAUAUUAUGUCUGAAAAUGUGUAAUAUUUUUCUUUGUGUACAAUAUUGUAAAUUAUUGUAAAGAAAGUACUGUUUAGAUUUUUUUAAAAUAAAGUUUUUUGUCAAUUUUGUAUAAAA
This is a messenger RNA of Pseudophryne corroboree (corroboree frog), 5407 nucleotides long. RefSeq names its product claspin (gene CLSPN). Bases 434 to 4300 code for a protein of 1288 amino acids. The record is from RefSeq and is a predicted model, not a curated record. Lineage: Eukaryota; Metazoa; Chordata; Amphibia; Anura; Myobatrachidae. The transcript has 25 exons. Gene Ontology annotation, biological process: activation of protein kinase activity; mitotic G2 DNA damage checkpoint signaling; mitotic DNA replication checkpoint signaling. Gene Ontology annotation, molecular function: anaphase-promoting complex binding.